Messenger RNA from Spea bombifrons (plains spadefoot toad), 1031 nucleotides. RefSeq names its product NHL repeat containing 4 (gene NHLRC4). The transcript has a single exon. The record is from RefSeq and is a predicted model, not a curated record. Bases 235 to 945 code for a protein of 236 amino acids. Gene Ontology annotation, molecular function: protein binding. NCBI's taxonomy places the organism in Eukaryota, Metazoa, Chordata, Amphibia, Anura, Pelobatidae.
CUCUCCUCUCAAAAUGGAUUGGGUCUCCUCCGUCCAUCUCACAUACAACAGCUCUCCCAAAAGUCUUCCCAGUUCUGCCGAGAUCUAGAAGACGUAGGGAACCUUCUGCUGUUCCGCCAAGACAAGCUCACCCAUAAUAUUUCAGUGCCGAGUGCUGGCGGCUGCAGCUCUGUCCAUUGGUGCCCUGAUGGUUCUCUUUAUGUUUGUGGAGAUAAUGGUCCAUGUGUCCACCUGAUGGCUGCUAAUGGGAAGCCUAGCCAGGUCAUCCAUUGCUCGGAUGGGGGGCUUUUCCUCCCAGAUUGCGUCACCGUGACUCGAUCUGGCUCGGUAGCAGUUACCGAUCUGACUGAUGGCUUGGUGCGUAUUUACAACCAAAACUCACAGCCGUCCUGGGUGAAGGUGGGUGGAAAACGCACGUCUCCAACAGGCAUUGCUGUUGACUCGAGCGGCCGGAUCCUGGUUGCCGAUUACGCAGCUGGCGUGGUUCAAGCUUUCCAUGUGGACGGCGCCUAUCGUAUCCACGGGGUUCGUCAAGUAUCUGGCCUUCAGGGACCAGUUCAUGUCUGCCCCACCACGGAUGGUGGCUUUGCUGUUAGCGAGGAGUGUGGAGAUGUCAAGUUAUUCAAAGGCAGCAUGAAACUAUCUGGAUCUCUUUCUCAAAAAUACCAACACACGUUUGGAAACCCGACAGGAGUCUGUGCGGAUCCAGAAGGGAACAUCCUUGUAGCUGAUGAGCAGCGGAGGGACGUCACUCUAUUCCCUCCUAAUGGUUCCCCUAUUUGCAUAGUCUCAGGGGGUCUUCUAAGGCCAGCCGGUGUGACGUGCUCCCCCUUUGGUCAUUUAUAUGUAGCUGACUCUGGUGACAACUGUGUCAAGGUAUUUAAGUAUCGAGCAAGACCAUAUUAUGCUUCCGGGAGCCCGAGGGGGUCGGGGGAAUUUCCAUAGCGAUGGCGCAGGAUUGUUAAUGAAGAGAUUCGCUCACGUUGAAUGAUUCUAUCAUGUUAUUCAAUAUAUAUAUAAAACUAAAUAAU